Molecule: messenger RNA, 4956 nt
Organism: Paramecium tetraurelia
Lineage: Eukaryota; Ciliophora; Oligohymenophorea; Peniculida; Parameciidae
Exons: 4
Source: RefSeq, a predicted model, not a curated record
AUGUAUGCAGCUUCCAAAUAGAAAUAUAUUAAAUUCUCUUCGAUGUUAGAUUAAUGGAUUAAAACUACAUAUUUGUUAAAUUAGUAAUUCAAAUGCCCCAAUGUGGUGUAAUAUUUAGUUUUCAGUUUAGCAUUAUUUUAGCCUUUUUAUUUCAAAAAGUAAAUUGAAGUUGAUGAAAAUAUUAUUUAUAAACUUUUGCAAAUGUUCAUUAGACCAGACAUCAUAAUUAUAUAAAAUGGAUAUUUUAAUGGAGAAUUUUACAUCAUUUUAUUGCUAAUUUGGCUUAUUCAGAAAUCAUUAUUCAUUCUGAUUUGUUUGCUGAACUCUUUUUAUGAAACAUACUUUAAGAAGUACUUAUAAAAGGAUAUAGUCUAUUUCUUAGGAAUAUAUUUUAUUUUGCCAAUAACUAGGAUUUUUUUAUAUUCUUUUAACUAAUCAUUAAGAGAUUUCAAUGCAGGUCUCACUUCAUCAAUUCUAAAAUCCUUUCUUUGUGUUUUUGGUUAAGUGUUUUAUGCAGUUGAUACACUAUUUUUUAUGAGAAUAGAUCAUCAUCCUACUUCUUUUAAAACUCUGAAAUGCAAAUAAUUUCAGAUUUCGAAUUUUGAUUAUUAUAUCCUCAAAAUUAGAUUACUUUAAGUCAUCCUCUCUGAUUAGAGUCAAUCGAUAUAUUUACAAUAAAUCUAACAAAUCGUAAUUAUACUCUUAUCACUUUUUUAAGUUAUAAAUUAAGUAAGAAAUUGUGGUUUUAUAUAUGAAACAUAAAAAAAAAUAUUUUUAGCCUCUCAGGCCUUCUUAAUUAUGAAUGGAAUAUAUACUAUAAUGAGUUAUAGCGGUGUAAAUCAACAAGAAAUUUAAUUAAUGUCUCUUUUAACAAUGCCAUCAAUUAUCUAUAUCUUUAAUAAAUUUUAAGAGAAUCAGGAUAUUAAACAUUUCACAGCUAUAUUUUUAAACAAAAAUAAUGACCUUGAUUAGAUUGAGAAUUUGAAUAUUAAUUAAAUUCUUUAUUAAUUAGUAAGAAUCUUAAACAAUUGCGAUUGCGUUUAAAGUAACAAGAAUUUCAAGCAAUCCUUAAUAUACUUCCAUCAUAAAAAAUAAUGCAAGAAAUCAUCUUGUGUUUGUGAACUGGACUACAAUAUAACAGAAAGCACAUAAAUUAAUGCUACAACAAGCUUAAUGGUAAAUAAUUUUAUGAACAUUCAAUACAAACAACUGAUUAAGAAACUGUUUUUAACCAAAAUGAAAAACUAAGUAAAACAGGAUUUAUUGAUAUCUACAGCAAUCCUUCUUCAUGAUUUCAAUUAAAUGAUGAUUUCCUUGCAAAUUCUUAGCCAAUUGAAAAAGCUUAAAGAAAAUCAAGUCUUUAAUGUUUCAUUCCUUUAUCACUUUAUGAAUUAGAAAGAUUAUAAGGAGAAGGAAUAAACCAAAAUCAAAAUCAUGUUGUCUAUAAUUGAAUAAGUCUAGAUAAACCUAGUGUUAUAAUAGUCUAGAAUCAAAUUUGAAGCAAAUUUAGGAACAUCCCUUAGGGCAGCAAGCCAAACUUUGAUACGAUAAUACUUAAAUGAAUUUUUAAUUAGUCAAUCAAAUUAGCAGGAAUUAUUAGUUGGAAUGAAAGAAUGUGUAAAAUUAAAAAUUUAGAUUUAUGAAAUAUUAGAUUCAGAUUCUGGAUAUACUUUUUCUCAUCUUUUCAACAAGGUCAAAGAAGCUUCAGAAUAUUUGUUGAAAAUUGAACAGUAAUUUUACUCCCUAUUUACUUUAAAUCCAGAUUUGUCUAUAUAAAAAGCAUUCUGCUACUUCGAGGCAUAAAUUAUGAAUAAUUUACUAGCAGCAUUUAAUAUAAAAUAGUCAGAGGUAAAUUUAAAGGAGAAUUAAAUAAAGUACAGAGGAAUAAAAAACUUAAACUUGUCUGCUGAUAUAAGUUCUUACAUUCUCAUAUCAGUGGAUGAAAAUUUUAGAACUUUUAGUAUGAUCUAAACAUCUCAUAAUUUUUUUAAAUUAUUUGGAGUAACAUUUGAUUUUGCUAACUAUAACUUUAAUGAUAUCAUUCCUUAAUUUUAUAAUAAGUAUCAUGAGACUUCAGUCUAGAACUUUUUUCAUACUGGACAAAACAAGUUUUAUAGAAAUUUUAAUCAUACAUUUAUUAAGAGUCAUAAUGGAUUGUUGAAAUAAGUGAGUUUAUGCAUAGAUAAUACUCAAAUUUUUAAAAUAGAUAAGUUUAUAUUUGUUAGUUUUUUAUAAAGUGUAAACACAGAUCUUCCGAUUAUAGUCGUAGAUGGCCAGACUUAAAUUGCAUAUUUUACAAGCUAAGCUCUCUAAACUUUUGGAAUCAAUGAAUUUUAAUAAAAAUAAUUUAUUGAGGAUGGUGCAUUGCACUAAAUAAGAAUUCUUACUAUGAUUCCUUAUUUUAAUAUGUUGAAUAAAGCAGAAAUGAAUACUGAUAUAGUGACUACAUUGUGUUUCUUUCUGAAACCAUAAUAUAGUUAAGAAGCAAUAUUAACCCAAUCAAGUAUUAAAAAGGAUUAAAAUUAUUAUAUUUGGAGAAACAAAGAAAAUAUUAACUGUUUUAAUAUUGAAAUAAAAAUAGAAAAAGUUAUUGUUCAACUUGCUUACUACUAUUUAUUAGAAUUUAUAUCAUUGAAACAAAUUUUAAGCUAUGAAGAGAGAAAGAAAAUGCUUGAAAUUUACAAGCCUUGCUUAGGAGAGAGUACUAUGAGUAAGGGAUCAAAAUGGAAAGGGAAGCAUCUAAAGAUUAUGAGUUUAUUAUCAUUUAGUUAGUUUGGUCAAGAAAGAAAGAAGAACAAUUUAAGAAUAUAAACCUCGAAAUUAAAAUAAAGCAUUUUACUGAAUUAGAGUUAGGAAUAAAUGAAGAACUUGAAUUAAUCAUCAUUUAUACAAUAAAAUUAAAGUUAUUCAAAUCUAUUAAGUAGCAGAGCUAGAAAUGCAUAAGAGUUUUAUAAAUCAUUCAAUAAAUCAUUUGUUGAAAGCGAUCUCUAAAAUAGUUAACUAGAGAAAGAAGAGUACUCACCAGAGAAGAAAAAAAAUAAUGAAGUAUAAAAUUCAAGAAUAAAUAAUCAAUAAUUAGAAAGAAUGGGACAAUAAUCAUCUAGUGUUGCAGGCUUUUAUAGACCAUUCUUUUAUAAAAGAUAUUAAUUAUUUGAGAAGAUGACUGAAAAAAGGAAUCCAAAAAAAAUAGACUCAUUUUUAUUCUUUUUUAUAGGACAAAGUUUAAUAUUUUUUGUAUUUUCUUUUUUAGUAACCAUAAAUAUGACUUCAGACAUGAUAUUUAUAAUAGAUAACAUUGAAAUGGGAUCAUUACAUGCAAGUAUUAUGGGACCUCAUGAUUUAUUUUUUUCAAUGAAAAUUACUGUGUCUUCAUAUUAAUAGAUGCAAAGAGAAGGAUUGUUAAGUCAAAAUUAAGUAGAUUAAUUAACUAAUCCAUUUUAUGUGAAUAUAAGAUAAGGCUAUUUGGAAUUGAAAGAUAGUUUCUACAGACAAUUAAGAAAUGUGUAUUUGUAAGAAUUUUUUAAUGACAUUGUUUUAACUUUAAGAUUUAUGAAUGAAAAUGAAACAGAAUUGCAACAUAUGUAAACAAGUUUUAGAGAAUCUCUUUUAACAAUCCUAUAGUAUUAGUAUGAUCAUAUGAGAACUAUUGAAUAAAGAUAAAGCACAUCUGGAAAGGCAUGUUAAAUUUUUUAGAUGGCUAAUUAUUUUCUGUUUCAUGAGAAGAUUGAUUCAAUUGCUCAAGAUAUAUAAGGAUGGUUAAUAAACACAAAAGAGGUUAUUGAUAAUAAGGGUAAAAUAUUUUGGAUUAUACUUUAAGUAUUAUUGAUAACCUUUGGUUUUGUUGGACUAUGUAACUUUAAUUAAUACAUUAAGUAUUAUGAUCAAUUCCUACUAAUAUUCAAUGAGUUUAAUAAAUAAUUAAUUUAUGAUCAACUAAAUAGAUGCGAAACUAUAUUAUAAUAGUUGCAAUCAAAUUCGGAUGACAUAAUGAGGUAUCACUUUGAUCAAGAAUUAUAUGAGUAAGAAAAAACAUAAACUUAAUAUGGCAGAGGUAAAGUGCAUCAUCUUAAGCUAUUGAAUAGAAAUAGAUAACACUUGUCAAGAUUUAAUGUCUACUCAGUCAUAGUUUCUAUCACUGUGGUUUAUUUGAUAUACACAAGUGUAAUAUUCUAUAAAUCGUAAACAUUUUUAUCUAAAUAUAAUGAUACUGUCAUACUUUAUAAAAUAAUUCAAGAUCUUAAAUUAAAGAGUGGAAGCAUUUAUUUAUUUAAAGAAAUCAGUCUUAGAUGGGAUAAUUUCACUUUCUUAACUCAAGGUGAAAGAGACCUCUUAUAUUAGUAUAUUGAUUAGUCACAUUACGUAAUUGCUCAAUAUAUACUCCUGUCAUCAACUUAUGAUUCAUCAUAAUAUUUGGUUGGCAACAAAUUUACGGAUAAGUUUAUAGACAUCUAGCAAAAUAAUAUUUGCUUAGAAAUUAUAGAUGUAAGAGCUCAUUUAUUUUAGCAAUUGGAAGAUUUUAUGUUAUUUUAUUGCGAUAAGUCCUUUGAAGAUACACUAUCAAAAGGGUUAAUACAAACAUUGAAUUCUAUUUCCAACUCAAUCCGUAGUUAAUAGUAGAUUAAUAAUUUCACCAAAAGAGUAGAAAUUGAAUUGUACGAGUAGGAAGGAUCAUAGAUAAUCACUAAAUCUCCUUUUAAGUUAUCUGAUUUGUUGUUGCAGAGUGUUAAAGACACUUGCAAUGAAUAGAACAACUUUUUGAUAUAUUUCUCGUUAAUUUAUUUACUCAUAUCUGCUUUUCUAAUUGUUUUCAUAAAGUAACUCUAUAGAAAAUACUUAAUAAAGGAAUACCACUAAAUCAGAUAGUCGUUAUUUUUGAUACCGAAAGAAUCAAUCCUAUAUGAUGAGUCUUUGGAAAGAUAUCUCAGAGAAAUAGCACUGCAUCAAGGUUUAAUUUGA